AUUCUCUAUAAAGGGCGACUAGAAAAGGAAACGUUCUUGAAUUCGAGGAUCGACGGUUCUCGCAACUGGCCACGUGAUUCGUAGUCCCGCAGUUUAACCGAAUCGUAUCUGUUAUUAUCAUCGUUAUCACCAUCAUGACGCAAAGAAACGAAGGGACGGCGUUGAGCAUGCAGGAACGCUCGGAUCUGCUGUACGACCGCCGUACCAACGGAUACACGUACAAGCAACUCGAGACUAAAUACGGCGUGGACCUGAGAACAAUCCAAGAGAUACUGAAACAUGGCAGCGGCAUUCACGGCUUUCCAGAUGAGCUCGAGCUUAAGCGGCAACGAUUGCUGGUGGCGGAGGAAUACGAACGCAUCGACAUACAUCUGUACGCGUGGUAUCUGCAAAGAAGAUCGAUCUCCGCCAAUGUAACCGACGAUGAGCUGCUCGAUAAGGCGGCGCUACUGAAGGACAACAUGUUGCCGAACUUGAGGGGCGAAGUAAGUCGUACUUGGUACGCGGACUUCAAGAGACGUCACGGCAUACAUUUGUCGGGCACGAACGAGGAGGGACAUCGCGACGCGGCGGCGGAGUUUAUACUCGAUUUUAAGAGAAUAAUCGAGAUGGAACGGAUCGGUUUGGAGAAUGUUUACAGCAUGGGCGAGACCGGGCUUCUGUGGAAGGCGCUCCCUACGAGAGCGCCGAGGGAGGAAGAGAUGAAAGAUCGAAUUACAGUCGGCCUCUGUUCGAAUGCUUUGGCCACGCACAAGCUCAUGCCUAUUGUAAUUUAUAAGUACCGAAAUCCGAGAGCCUUGAGACAGGAUCAUUUGUUGCCUGUGAUAUUUAAAUCGCAGCCGAACGCGCGCAUGGACAAGACAUUGUUCUACGAUUGGUUCGAGAACCAUUUCAAGCCGUCCGUGAGAAGAUACCAGGCGGAGAAAGAAGCGUCCGGAAAAGUAAUUCUGUUGGUGGACAAUUCGGAGGCUCAUAACAUUGAUCUGCCACGCGACAACGAUUUUCAAAUUGUCUACGCGCCGACCGUUGCGGCGUCUGUUCUUCAACCGUUUGACCAUGGAAUCCUGGAGAAAAUGAAACGAAUUUUCCGUCGCAAGCUGUUGCAACGUGCUUUAAGACAUGACGAAGGGAUCAACAGAUUUUAUACCAAUUACACGUUGCGCAACUGCAUCGACAUCUUGUCGUAUUCCUGGUUGGAAGUUACGGGGGGCGAUAUUAAGAAUGCAUGGUAUAAUUUUGUUAAUUACGAUGCCACUUCCGUUUCGUACGCGAUAGAUCUGGAAACCGAUUGGCCGGUCAUGCUGAGCGCGAUCAGAGGAGAAGAAUGCACCGACAUUCACGUGAUGCAGUAUUUGCUGGACUGCGAGACGGAAGAGAAAAACGACGAUGAAGUCGAAGACACGAGUGAAUCGCAAGAAGAGGCAGAAGAAGAGCCGCAAGAUGAGCCGCAAGAUGAACAGCGAGGUGUAAUGUAUACUCAACCGGGGAACAAGGAGUUACGUGCUCUCAUCGAGGGAUUGGCAUGUUUUACCGUAACUGCGCCUCUUUAUAUUAAAUAUCUCGUGCAGUCGUUAAUAUCGUAUAUCUUGAGCAGGGAGGACUCGGAUGAGUAAGUAUAUACGACGUAAUCGUACGGUGGAAAUAGAAGAGGACUAUCAACUUUCCCCGGGACGAUACCAAGACGACGAUACUUAUCUAAUUAUGCACCGCGUCGUCGCGAAUUUUUAACGUACAAUUAUUAUUAAUAUCGACGCCAAUAUAUUUUUGAUCUGUAAUCUAAUAACAAUGAAUAAAGUCAAAUGAAUUUCCCAUUAA
Megalopta genalis is the source of this 1815-nucleotide messenger RNA. RefSeq names its product jerky protein homolog-like. Gene Ontology annotation, cellular component: nucleus. NCBI's taxonomy places the organism in Eukaryota, Metazoa, Arthropoda, Insecta, Hymenoptera, Halictidae. Gene Ontology annotation, molecular function: DNA binding. The record is from RefSeq and is a predicted model, not a curated record.